Xenopus laevis (African clawed frog) is the source of this 3529-nucleotide messenger RNA. It is a transcript of the gene golga5.S, whose product is annotated as golgin A5 S homeolog. The coding region runs from base 235 to 2403 and encodes 722 amino acids. The transcript is spliced from 13 exons. Lineage: Eukaryota; Metazoa; Chordata; Amphibia; Anura; Pipidae. Gene Ontology annotation, biological process: retrograde transport, vesicle recycling within Golgi; Golgi organization. The record is from RefSeq and is a predicted model, not a curated record. Gene Ontology annotation, cellular component: Golgi cisterna; Golgi apparatus; Golgi membrane.
CUUUUGCGCGUCAUCUCUAUGGUCGGCGUGGUCCUGCGGUUCUGUCAGGCAAUGGUGUAGACACCUUGUUUGGGGACCUGUCCUGUGCCAGCAGUUCCGUGUCCACGUCUUCGGUGGGGGAUGUAUUUGGAGGAGACACUCAGUGACACACCAUAGCGGAAUUCUUCUUGCGUCCCGUGCUUGUGAGGUCAUGUUUUUGCAUUUGUGAUCUAAAGUAGAGAAAGAAGUUCAAAUAUGUCUUGGUUUACUGAUCUGGCAGGGAGGGCCGAGGGUUUUCUGAAUUUAGUUGAUCAAGGAGCUGCAACAGCUCUGAAAAACAAAGAUGGAAAUGGCCUAAUCAUGGGUAGCACUACUGACUAUGCAGAAAAUUAUGAAGAGAAAACGCAGACCACUGAGAAGUAUCAAUCACAGGCAAAAUCUAGCUUCAUCUCAUCUGCAGCUGAUAAUAUAAAACACCAAAAAGCAACCAUGUUAGCUAGUACGGCUAAUAUAAAAACUGGGACUAAGUCAUCUAUAGAAAGCUCCCAUAAUUCUUCAGUAAAUGUCUCAUCACAUAGGUCUACCAGUCAGUUUGUGAGAAGAAAGAAGUCUGAGCCUGAUGAUGAACAGCUGUUUGACUUUCUCAAUAGCUCAGAUAAAGUGCACAGCGGGAGUCAAAAAGAAACAAGGAAGGAAUCUGCUUCACUUAAUCAGUCUGCAAAACCAAUCUCUCAGAGUGUCACGAUGGCUGAGGACUUCCACAAUACAACUGAAGAUGCUGGGGGUCCAUUACAUCCUGAACUUGGAAUAACUGAACCUGUGGUCAAAGCAGAAACAUUACCAGACUCUGUGGCUAGUACUAGCCUUUCAACUACUGAAAACCCAAAGUCACAUGAACUGUCUAACUUACGAUUGGAGAAUCAGCUAUUAAGAAAUGAGGUGCAGUCUCUCAAUCAAGAAAUGGCUUCUCUAAUUCAGAGGUCCAAGGAAACACAGGAAGAACUGAAUGAGGCCAGGACGAGAAUGGAGAAGUGGAAUGGGGAUAAUUCCAAAAAUGACCGAACUGUGAGGGAACUUCGAGCCCAAGUGGAUGAUUUGAGUGAGGCUAUGACUGCAAAGGAUUCCCAGCUGGCUAUCCUGAAGGUCAGACUACAGGAGGCAGACCAGUUGCUGAAGAGUCGAACAGAGGCUCUGGAAACCCUCCAGAGUGAAAAAUCUAGAAUAAUGCAGGACCAAAGUGAAGGGAGCAGUCUUCACAAUCAGGCAUUACACACCAUGCAAGAGAGACUUCGAGAAGCAGAGUCAACACUGAAAAGGGAACAGGAAAAUUACAAACAGAUGCAGAAUGAGUUUGCUACCCGAUUGAGUAAAAUUGAAGCAGAGCGUCAGAAUCUGGCAGAAGCUGUCAUCCUGGCAGAGAAGAAGCACAUUGAAGAGAAGAGAAAGAGUGAGGAUUUGCAGCAGCAGCUGAAAACAUCCAAAGUUGGAUUAGAUUCCCUGAAACAUGAAAUGGCUGAUUACAAACAGAAAGCAACACGAAUACUACAGUCCAAAGAAAAGUUGAUAAACAGUCUGAAAGAAGGAUCUGGUAUUGAGGGACUGGACAGUCACAGCGCAAGCACCAUGGAGCUGGAGGAGAUGAGACAUGAGAGAGACAUGCAAAGAGAGGAGAUCCAGAAGCUGAUGGGGCAGAUCCAGCAACUGAAAGCUGAGCUGCAGGAUGUAGAGACCCAGCAGGUGAGUGAGGUGGAAUCUGCCAGGGAGCAGUUGCAGGAUGUGCACGAGCAAUUAGCUACACAACGAAGAGCCAAGCAAGAGCUGGAUGCAGAACUGGAACGUCAGAAGCAGGAGUUUCAGUUCAUGCAAGAGGAUCUUUACAGGACCAAGAAUACACUACAGGGAAGAAUCCGAGACAGAGAGGAUGAGAUUCAGAAACUACGGAAUCAGCUUACCAACAAGGCCCUGAGCAGUAGCAGUCAAACUGAGCUGGAAAAUCGUCUUCACCAGCUGACUGAAACUCUAAUACAGAAGCAGACCAUGCUGGAAAACCUAAGCACUGAGAAGAACUCGCUAGUGUAUCAACUAGAAAGGCUUGAGCAUCAGCUGAAGAGUGUACAAGGGAGUAGCUUGAAUGGAUCUUCUAUCAACAUGUCAGUAAUAGACAGCAAUGAAGGUGCCCGAAUGAGAAAUGUUCCAGUACUUUUCAGUGAUUCAGACGCUAACGUUCCUGGGAUGUAUGGCAGAGUUCGGAAGGCAGCAACCACUAUAGACCAAUUCAGUAUACGUCUAGGAAUAUUUUUAAGAAGAUAUCCUAUUGCAAGGGUGUUCAUUAUAAUUUAUAUGGCCCUGUUACACCUCUGGGUAAUGAUUGUUCUUCUGACCUACACACCAGAAAUGCACCACGACCACCCCUCUGGAAAAUAGCAAGCGAGGCCCAAGAAGUGCAUCCUUAUUAGCAGAAGUGCCAUAUUAUUCAGCCACCAUUCAACAGGUGCAAUCAUUGCAUCUAAGGUCUCUGUAUAUUUUUAUGGGUACUUAAACUACAACCUUUAGACAGUUAAUGUAUAAAAUGAUUUCUGGUGACUGGUAUUCUAAUCCUUUUCCUUCAAUAGGUGUACUUUGGUACAUGGAACGGUAAAUGCCUAAACUGGCACUUUUUAUUUAUUUUCACAGUCAAUAUAAGUCUGAGGAGCAAAGAUGGCAGGGAGGUGGACAAAAAUGACUUUACUUUGCAGAUACUUAGCUAAAUUGUCCAUUUCCAUCACCCAAAAAUAAUUUAUAACGGUAACAUGGAACAUCAGUACAGCAUGUUCUACUGGCACCUUACUGUGUAUCAGGGCACUCUUUCUGUGCCCAAGAAAUUAUUCACUAGUUACAUUUUCCUAAUCUGUCCAGUACUGAGCUGAUUACUUGGAUUUUGCAAUACUUAUAAUAAUAAUAAUAUUUAAUUCAUUCUUUAUUUUAAGGGGCAGAUUUAUUAAGGUUCGAAUUAUAAAUUCGUAUUAUAAAUUAAAAUGUUCAGUUGGAUUUUUGGUCAAAACUCACAAAUUUGCGUUGGGAAUAAUUCAAAAUCAUAUUCGAGAUUUAUCAUACCUUGACCCUGGGAACAACUCGAAUUCAACUAGUCGUCACUUAAAACGUGCCGAGUUCAUGUAGAAGUCAAUGGCAGAGGUCCAGUGAACUAUUUGAAGAUGUUAAUAGCCUUCGAGGAAAAAAACGAUUUCGAACGAGUUUCGAGAAUUCGAUUCCAGUUUUCAGGUCGGUAAUAUUUGAACGAGUUUUAGACUUUCCAGUUUUUUCUUUAAUAAGAUAUUAUCUGAGUUUCGAGGUCAUUCGAGGUAAAAAAAAAAACUCGACCUUUGAUAAAUCAGCCCCUUAGUGUAAGAAUAUGAUUAUGCUCCUAUUCCUCAUCUUCCUCAAACUACUAUUGCACUUGUAAAAUUUUAAAUGUAAAUAGAUAUUUUUUUUUCUUUAAUCUGUAAACUGACUGGCAGGACUGUCAAAUAACGUGCAAUCUUUUAGUAAAUAAAUGUAAAAUAUGAUCACAACA